GGGCCGGGGUCUGCCGAGCCCUCGCCGGAGUUCAGCGCCACUAUGCGGGCUGCCGUGAAGAUGGAAGGCCAUGAGACUCCGGACUGGAACAACUACUACAGCGAGGCACCAGAGGUGUACUCGCCAAUGACGUCGGGCGGGAUGAUGAACGGCUACAUGGGCUCGAUGACCGCGGGCUCCUUCAACAUGUCCUACUCCAACACGGGCCUCAGCCCGGCCCACAACGCCAACCCAGGUCCCGGCCCCAUGGCCCCGGGGACCGGGGGCAUGGGUGCGGCGCUCAGCCCGACCAACAUGAGCUCCAUGGCGGCCCAGCAGGCGUCCAUGAGCGCGCUGACGCACUACGGCGGCCUGAGUCCCAGCAUGUCGUCCUCCGUGUCCUACAGCCAGGGCCCGCUGAGCCGCGGCCGGGACAACAAGGCGUUCCGGCGGAGCUACCCGCACGCCAAGCCGCCCUACUCAUACAUCUCCCUCAUCACCAUGGCGAUCCAGCAGGCGCCCAGCAAGAUGCUGACCCUGAGCGAGAUUUACCAGUGGAUCAUGGACUUGUUCCCCUACUACCGCCACAACCAGCAGCGCUGGCAGAACUCCAUCCGACACUCGCUCUCCUUCAACGACUGCUUCGUGAAGGUGUCGCGGUCCCCGGACAAGCCGGGGAAGGGCUCCUACUGGGCGUUGCACCCCGACUCGGGGAACAUGUUCGAGAACGGCUGCUAUCUGCGUCGACAGAAGCGCUUCAAGUGCGACAAAAAGUUGUCGACCAAAGGCGAAGGGAAGAAGGAGGCGAGCGGCGCCUCUCCCCCCGCCGCCGAGGGAUCCCACCGGAUCAAAGUGGACCCUAUGGACCCCCACCCCCCCGGACAGGACCACCGGGCCAGUCGAGCGGCCCCUGACCUCAAGGUCGCCGGAUCACAGAUCCACCACUCCGCGGGGGUCACGGCCCUCUCUCUGCCGCCGCCGCACGCGAUGGCGCAGGACUUCCAUCUGAAGGGCGACCCCCACUACCCCUUCAACCACCCCUUCUCUAUCCACAACCUCAUGGCCUCCCCGGAGCAGCAGCACAAGCUGGACUUGAAGGCCUACGAGCUGCAGGCGCUGCAGUACUCCUACGGCUCGGGCGGGUCCGCGGGACUGUCGUUGGGAGGACGCGCGCCGGCGGCGGACCCGUUAGAGGCCAGCUACUACCAGGGCGUGUACUCCAGACCGGUGCUGAACGCGUCGUAGGGCGCGUCUCCACGGCGCCCCGGGGCGUGGGGGAGCCGCGCUGAGGGACGCGGGGGAUCGUUGCAUGGACCCGGGAUUUAUACCGCACCCAUGUGUUGAAAAUGUUGUUCAUGUAUUAUCUAAAGUCCACUUCAGAAGCGAGAGGUCCCGACCGGUGGUCCUCCAGACCCUCGGAGACCCUCCGCUCUCCGGCGCCUCGUUUGGAUUUUGAAGUGUCUCCAAACUUACAAAAAAAAAUCCCCGAAGAAGCGUUUUAAAUGUGUUCAAACACAUUUUAAGACGUUUAGGUUCAAACGUAGCCUAUUUAAAUUCUUGAAAUAUAUAAAACACCACACCAAGAAGCGCUUAAAAUGUGUUUAAAGAGAAUGAAACCAUCCCGUUCAGAAGUGAUCUUUACUGUGGAUUCACUCUGUUGCUUUGGAAGACUUUGCAUGUUCUUAACUUAUUAUUGCUCCUUUUAAAUAAAAAGUGAUUGUUGUAUAA
Molecule: messenger RNA, 1707 nt
Organism: Gadus macrocephalus (Pacific cod)
Lineage: Eukaryota; Metazoa; Chordata; Actinopteri; Gadiformes; Gadidae
Gene: foxa1
Product: forkhead box A1
Exons: 2
Coding region: 43-1224 (393 amino acids)
Biological process (GO): anatomical structure morphogenesis; regulation of transcription by RNA polymerase II; cell differentiation
Molecular function (GO): RNA polymerase II cis-regulatory region sequence-specific DNA binding; transcription factor binding; protein domain specific binding
Source: RefSeq, a predicted model, not a curated record